Rubroshorea leprosula is the source of this 498-nucleotide messenger RNA. Lineage: Eukaryota; Viridiplantae; Streptophyta; Magnoliopsida; Malvales; Dipterocarpaceae. The record is from the annotation of a GenBank genome assembly.
AUUAGGGUACAUUGUAGCCACUACUAGAAUUCAUUAAUUCACUGACAAGAAAUCAUGUCAGAAAGAAAGGGAAUCACAUCGGUAAAAUAAGCUUUCAACUUGAAUCAUGUCGGUGAUUUGUUUAUUGAAGAAAGCCGAUACUGAAAUAUGCCCACAAGUAUAGGUUGGGACUGUGGAGGCCUCAAGCUGAGCCUGCAAAGGCAUAAUGAAGGACAGCAGCAAUAUGAUAGAGUCUUUCCAAAGGACAUUUCUUCUCCUUGAGAUGAGAAACCGUUGGAGUUUUGGCCUCAAUGUCUGUAACCCUAUUUAACGGACGGAGUAUAGUGGUUUAGGUCAACAGAUACUGUAAGCAUAUCUCACAGCCUCAAGAAUGUUUUUUCAUUUUGCAUCCAUUUCAAAUGGAGAGCUGCAGUUGGUAUUGGAUGAUUACUUAAUUGAAAAUGGAGGGCUUCUGUUAAAAUUUACACUUUUUUUGGGGGAUAAACUUUGUUUUUCCAU